AUGGCACGUGACUUCACCUGGAGUAUUAGGAGAAACGGUAAAUUGGGCAAAGCUCUCCGUUUAAGGAAAGCGACGAAAGUUGGGAAUGUUUCAGUUCUUAACCGGUAAUCAGAACAGCAAAACUAAAUGAUGAAGUUUAAAACUCGACACGAGCAUUUCGUUUUCUUGCAUGUAUACAUACUUGUUGCAAUAUACGGUAUAUUACCAAUUAAAUGUGCGGAACUGGGUGAUGAAGAUGCGGCGUACAAAUUCGCAGGGCAUACCUUUGGUAAAGAAGGUAACGCCUUUUUCGCUCUGCGGAGUUGCCACCAAGUGCUGCAUGGGGACAGUGGUGAGUUCUUCUCCCCAGAUUACAUGUGCUCCAGCCCCCCGCUGUGGUGUAACUGGACCAUACAAGUGAAACCUGGGAUGCAGGUUCAUCUGCACCUGGAGGACUUGACCCCUGCUGAUGCUUGUCACCAUAAGAAUGACCAAAUUCAUCUGGAUGAGUCCCCAAGCUCUGGAAGACAACGGAUUCUGCAUAGGUGCUGGGGGAAGACUGUGUACAAGUCCCAGUCCAGCACCCUGCAUGUUGUUCUGCUCAUCGGAGGGAACCCCAGACCACCUCUCAGAGGGUUCCAUGCUCUGUAUCGUGCUCUUUGGCCAGAACAUAUCAAAGAACCAACACACAAUGAAAGAGAAGGUUUGGAAUGGAAUGAAAAGACCAAGCCCUCUUUAAUGAAGGGUGGAGAUGAUUUAAGGGUGACGGAACCAAGCAUGAUUGCUUUUUCUUCCACGGUUUCACUGGGAUUCGGCCUUCCAGGAUUACCGACAUCAAAUCCACCUGCAACAGUCUCACAGCGUGAAACUGAAGAUGAAAUUGUUGAACAUCCGUUAGGUUCCGUGUGGAAUUCCGAAGGCAUGUGGAGUCACCUCAGGUCCACCACAGAUGGCAGUACGGUCUCUGCGAGUACCCCGAAAGACCUCAGCCACAGGCGUGCUGUGCCUGUCAUAGUGACUGCUAAACAUGGGGUGCUGCUGUCAGAAAACAGCCCUGCCAGCAGAGGGCGCCCUUUCCAAUCCACCCCUCCAGAAGUAUGGCGCAGCACAGCCCAUAACUUUGAAAGUCCUGAAAUGGAAACGUUGACUGGAAGGACAAUGAAGGGCAGCUGGGAUGAGCACACAGCCAGACAGCUUCCAGUGCUCCAUAGCACUGACUCUCCCUUUAAUGCCAGGGGCAGCCAAAUGAGAGGAGAGUGGGAUGAAUCAGGCCGCAUGACCCCUGAGCUAGCCCCCUCUCUGGAACGUUCUGCAAAUUCAACUCAACUGCCGCACUUACCUGGAGACUCUUUAUUCGAAGUGGCUGUAGAGGUUUAUACGAGUCCACGUAAAGCUGGGAGCUUGGACCAUAUGCUGCUGUCCCUCCGGAAAUCAGUGGAAAACAUCGGGGUUCAGGUUCAGGGAGAGCUGGGUUUUGAUCUUCAGCUGAAAGCCAUAUCCUCUGAGAGAACAAAGAGGCUCCAUGCUGGUAUGCUCUUCAUCAUGUGGGUCCAGUUUACGGGAGGCUUUGACAGCACUCGCGUCUAUGAUUCGCUGAGCCAAGCUCUCCGGCGGCUGCUGAGGAAGGAGGUCCGGCCCGGUGCCAACAGGCGCUUCAAUGGGACCAUCGCCUCCAUCACCACAGAAGAUGUGGAUGAAUGCAGGACGCAGCUCUUGUCGUGUGACGUCCAUGCCGACUGCAUCAACCUCUUCGGCUCCUAUGCUUGCCGCUGUCAGCCGGGGUUCGAGGAUAUGUCUCCCCUUGAUUUUGGCGGGAUGAUCUGUCUGGAUCCCACAGCCUCCAGCAGGGCGGCGCCGACCGAGGUGCUGGGAGCGCUGUACGCCAUGUGUUUCUUGCUCAGCCUCUUCUUGCUGAUUCUGCUCUGCAUUGCCGUGGCGCUCUACCGGCGCCAUCACCGGGGCGGGUUUCUGAUGCCAUGCGGACGAUACGGCGGCGGCGAAGACGCUAACCAUUUGCCACCGCCCCCGCCUGUACGCCGGCCGAGAGAUGGCUGGGAAAGCGCCAAAGACAGCUGUCCCUCCGGGGGUCUGCCGCUGAUCAGGUUCAGCUCGCUGCUGCCCCCUGGAGUCGGGUGUGGGGAACUGGAUGAGGUUGCAAAAAUGUGACCUGUAUGUUUUGUGACUUGGUCUUUGUAUUUCUUCUCAUUUAUACAACAUCUGUAAGGCUUUAUUUUAAUAGCAUGUAAAUUGGGUCAUACAGCCUUCGAUCUCAUUUGUGGAAAAACAUUUACCAACAGUGGUUUUUGUUUUUGUUUGAUUUCCACUAGAUGGAAAUACUGCAUUGUUUUAAUGGAUGGUCUUUAGCGGCGAUGGCCCUAAUGCACCGAAAGCGAUGUCGAUUUGCAUUCUGGGGAGAGACAUUUCCUUCCCCGAGCACAGGGAGAAGGCGUCUGUGUAGAGGAACGGGCGAGAAAUCAAAGGACCAAAUUCACUUUGCAUGAAAUUCCCUCCUGAGAAUAAAUCUGACAUAAGAAAUGCU
Messenger RNA from Paramormyrops kingsleyae, 2518 nucleotides. RefSeq lists its product as uncharacterized. NCBI's taxonomy places the organism in Eukaryota, Metazoa, Chordata, Actinopteri, Osteoglossiformes, Mormyridae. The record is from RefSeq and is a predicted model, not a curated record. Gene Ontology annotation, molecular function: calcium ion binding.